GAUAAAACCAAAUUGCUAGGUAGAAGUAUAAUGAUAGCAAAUGAAAACGUCUGUGUUUAAAAUGACGUUGUCGCUAGUGUAUACGAGAUUUUGUAGGGUAAAGUGCGAAUUUACGUAGUCUACAAUAACUUGCGUAUUUAACCAGGGUAGCACGUAGUUAAGUAAAAUUAUCGAUCGUCUCUAAAAGCCGAUUGUUUACUUUUGGUGAUUAUUGCUGAAUUCGAUUUCAUAUUUUAUUUUGAAAACUGAAUUAAGAUUCAAUCCUGCCGGCGUUAUAUGGGACUAUUUCAAGGUGUAAGAGAUGCUUAAUGCCGGGGGCUCGCUCGACAAGUAGGCCGGCGCCGGCGAGCGAAUUGUCAGCGUCCGAGGAGGCGUCCCAGUUGGAGUUGCAGCUCCAACGACAACUAGAAGAGGAUGUUGCAAGAAUAUUUGAUGAAUCCAUUUAUUCUGAUCUGGAAGUGGUGUGUGGGAAACUAAAAAUCCUAACUCAUUCUUGCAUACUAAAAGCACGCACAAAUAAUUUCUAUCAUAAGCUUGAAACCAUACUGCAUGUUAACAUUGGGCGUAACACUUUCGAUGAGAUAUAUUCUUUCAUAAGUGAUGCUUAUACUGAGUGCAAUAUUAACCACCAAGAGAGAGAAAUAAUCUCAUAUUUAGACGAUAAUUUGAAGAUAGUCAAAUCUCUUCCUAACAAUACUCUAAGUGCAAAAAAAGAAGAUACAGAAGAACCCGAUGUAUUUUUGACCCCUAAAUGCGUGAGUCCUUACGUAGAAAAGGGCUUCCAGAAGACUAUUAGUGCCAGUCCUAGCACAGAGCUUACAAAAGAAUACUAUGCACUAGUGCCCAUUGAUGGUAAUUUGUUAGAGAAAGAACUUAUUGAACAAGACGUCCUUUCCAAUGCGUUUCAAUCUAUAAUUAAAUCGCAGACUGACGAUUUCAACAAAUUUAAGGUCUCGCAACGUAACAAGCCUACUUCGCUGUCUCUUAGUUCUAGUCACAUAUCCAAAACAGUCAAACAUUCCAACAGUUGUGAUAUUUUAAAUAAUCAUCUUAAAGAUACUGUCUGUAUUAAAAAUUCAAAAAGUAAUGACAAAAUAAUUAACACUUGCACUAGUCACAAUAUUAAAAAUAAUAAAAGAAAUGAAUUGACGGAAAAAGUUGAAGAAAGCGCCAAGAAACCAAAUUUGGAAACUACAAUCGAUAAAGUGAUAGAUUCUGCUUAUUCUCCCGACAGUUUAAUCACUGACGAUCCAAGUUCGUCAUCAGAUUACUUAUCUGCCGCCUACACCUGUUCACCGGGAGUAAGCUCUUCUGGUGGCCAUCCUCAAUUAAAUGUUGGGGAAACUAGUACCAAUAUGGAUAACAUUUUCACUUCUUCAGAUUCUGGAUUGGAGAACACGGGGUUGCUCGAAAGUCUUAGCAGCCACAAAGACGUUACGCUAACAGAUAUAUCUUUAACAGAUUGUACAUUGCAUGAUUUGACUAUAGAUGAUACUAAUACAACUGACUCUGGGUCAUGUUCGAUUCCAGAUACAAAUCAGUUGCGACGGUUUAAAUGUGUUCCUCAAUGCACCACAGGUGGGUCGUCUUCAGAAAGAGAAUUCAAUGGACUGUCUAACAAAUCCGUCAAAUCGAAAGAUUCUAUAUCCUGUAAAUCUUCGAAAGAAGAGAAGCAACGGCAAAAUGAAGAAAUCGUGAUACUGGAAUCAUCUUCCCUGUCAUCCGAAACUGGUUCUUGGGAAUCUGUGUUCCCACCGAAGAUGCCAGAGAAAGAAAUUUGUCAAAAGUUUAUUUGUACCGAAAGACAAUUUUCUAAUGAAGGAAAUCUUGAACAUAUUGAUAGAGAUACUUCUAACUACGCCGAAAACAUUUGCCCCAGUUUAGUCCAGAGGUCACCAUUUAAGUCGACUGGUUGUUUUAUUGAUGCUGCGAGUCUAGUAGAUGAAGAGGACGACACCAUAAAAAUCCAAACUGACCGUAAUGAAGUGUCGGGACCUGCGAGAGCUGACACAUUGCCUGCACCAAGUCAACCGGUCCCGUGUUUCACUGCAAAAUCUGAUAUUAGUCCAAAUGAUUGGUCUGAAAGUAAUGAAAAUGAUGAUUCUUUGGAGCAAGCCGAUAAAAAAGAUACAGAUUCUAUACAAAAAGACCUGUCACCAACAAUUUUUGAUAUGACUCCAAUUACUGAGGAUUCUCUAAGUGCAAAUACCUUUGAAAAUGCACGAGCCGAGGAAAGUAACAGAAAAACUGAAGAGGUCGACCAGCUGCCAAGUCUUCAGUCAUUUUCUUCGAGUUCUACAGUUUUGAUGUUCAGUACACCAAAUAAUUCAAUCUUGUCAUUAAAAACUUGUUUUAAACAAUACGAAUUGGAAGAAAGCGAAAAUGACACGACAGUUGGACGCGAAAGUCAUGCAAAUAUAAAGAAAAGUUUGAAGUAUAAUGAAUCUUCCCCGAUUGUCUCAGGUGGCGCAUCUAUCGAAGACCAUUUACCGCAAAUGGCCAGUCACUCCGGAAGUCCUCUAACGCGGCGUAAGAUAGAAAAUAUGCCCAUAGUUUCUGGGGCGUACGUACCUCAAGUUGAGGAACAUAAUCAUAGAAAGAUGACAAAGCCUUCCUGUGCGCCCGCUUGGGUAGUAGAUAUGUCCAGCAGUCCAAAGUCAGAUGGAGACAGGAGUUCACCUGGUGUCGCUCAUUCCAAGAAACCAGGAGACAGAACCUGUGAUAAUUUGAGAAAUGGAUCGAAAUCCAGUUUGGACUCAUUCAGCCUUGAUACUUGUAACAAAAGUCGCAGUUCUGUAGACUCCGAUAGCAGCGAAAAAAGUCAUAAAUUCUACAUAGAUCUAUCGAGUCUACCAGAUCCAAUACCUCCUAAAAAAAAUAAUGAAUGUGAAAAUUCUACAGAAAAGAAAAAUAUAUUUUCCAUGUAUAUAGAUUUGGGUGAAAAACCUACUUUAAAAGAGAUGCCAGCACGAUUGAGCUCUUCUUUAAAUACUAGGAAAAGUACUACGGAAACAAAACAACUUUCGAAGUCGUGUAAGAUCCCAAAAGCACCUUCAACUGAAAGUACACCCGCUGCUUUAUCUAAACCUUUGGAUGGGCAUAACUCUAUGUGUAUUUUUGAGAAAUAUGAGUCUUUGUGUAAUGAUACAGAACUAGACAUUACAGAGAUAAUUCAUAUUCUGGAGGAAGAAAAAAAUGUACCAUCAAAAAUAGAAGACAACGCUUCCACGAGUGAUACAGUUGCAAAGGUUGUUAAACAUACUCGCAACGUGGGUGCAGAUAAGAGCUCCCAGCGAUACGCAACGACAGUUAUACAAGAAGAACCCUCUAGCGAACCACCUGCUGACCUUUUCGUCAAAUUGUCAGAUCUAGAUAAACCUGUACUAAAAGUGGAUACAUCUGCUACUGUAAAGGAAGAAAGAAUUGUUGAUGUGCGAAUGACACGAUCGAUUCCUGAAAAUAACUGGGGGGACCAAGGCAACUCCGGCACAUCGAGGUCUAUUGAUGUUAUAAGUUCUUUUCAUUCUGAGAAUGCACUUAGUUUAAACCGUCUCUUUCCCCAUUUGAAGAACGAGUUUAGUAGAAGUAUGCCUGGUUCUUUGUCGGGCCGUACACGAUCUCCGCUCAGGUUGAUAGCAUCAUCGAGUCCUGGGGACUUGGAAGAACAGGCUUCAGACAUCUCAGAGAUUAGCAGUGUACAAAGCAGCAUGUGUCGUUCUGUUGUCGAAAACAGCACAACAGAGGAGACUAGUCAGACGUCCAGCCUAAUUGGCAACUGUCAGUCUCGUCUCGGGCAGGAUUUGCUGCGAAUGUUCCUACAGGAAAUAGCUCCCGACGUCAUAGUAGAAGUUUCUGGAAGGAGGAUCAAAGCACAUAAGUGUAUUUUAUCUUCGAGAUGCCAGUACUUCGCUGGAAUAUUGAGCGGUGGUUGGGUGGAGAGUGCUGGAAAUGUCAUCAUAUUACCACCGUUUUCAUUUAAUGUCGUGCAUUUUGCGUUGUGCCACAUCUACUCUGGCGUGUCUACAAUCCCGGACUCGAUAAGCAUCGUGGAGCUGGCGACGAUCGCAGACAUGCUUGGGUUAGAAGGACUUAAAGAGGCCAUUAUGUUCACUUUGAAAGCUAAAUACUGUCAUCAUUUUCACAAGCCAUGUCAAGUAUGCACUGCUGGAGUUUUAGAAUGUUUUCCUCUAUCGUCUGUCUAUGGGUUGGAUGAUUUGUACCGGAAGUGUCUGCGAUGGAUAACUAAAUAUUUCUCUAAAGUAUGGCCGACAAAGGCAUUUGCAACUCUCCCUAAAGAGUUACUGGACAAGUGUUACCAACAGCACAUUGUAAACCUAACUACGGACACCUUGGUUGACACCGUGUACGGAUGUGGUAUAACUGCGGCGUCGCUUCAGAACAGCCGGUGGGCGGAGAGCGUAGCGCGGAUGUGCCGGCGACUGGAGAACGCGGUGGCGCACUUCGCUGCGCUGCGGCUGGUUGGCGUAUUGCAGGCGUUGGCGUCAUUGCCGCCCGACCCGCCGCGGCCCGCCAAGCGGGCGCUAGACGAUUGCCUAUCCGCCGCCUUCGAAUGGGCCCCGCCCGAGGAAACCUGUCGGGCCUAUGCCUUCCUCUCUGCGCUCCCCAAACAAAUGCGCAAUCAACACUACUCCAAAUCUGAUCUAAUCACUAAUGGCAACCAAAACAAAACGACCUAUCAAACCCUCCUUUACACCCACGCCAGUACCUGGCGGCUCCAAUGCGAAGGGGCGUUAGUGCGAGCCGCCCCCCGAGUCGUCGGCACACAGGCAUUUAAGGAUUUACCCGCGGACCUUAGGAAAAGACUACGUGAACUCGGAUGCAUAAUGUACGGGGCUCAGGCCUUACCUGUGAUCGUGUCUCCUAUUCAAGACAGGAAAAGCCGUAGUACAUAUCAGCAAAAGGGCAAGGUCCAAAACUCGUCUACAACUCGCAGUUUAGAUAUAGACCAAGUGCGAGCAUCAUUUGUUCCUUAUUCGUCUAAACCUGCAGUACCAAUCGGGGCAGUAGACGUAGUAAGGAGUAAUAACGACUUGAGAGUUGGGAAACUAAGAGGAAAUCCUCCAAAAAUAAGGACCACUAAAGCGCAAGAGGAACGGGCUAAAUUCAAUUUAGCCAAAAAUAAUCAAUCUCAGGAUCGUUUGAACAGUAAACUGGCUUCGGCGCGUAUGCCGUAUGAAAAGACUAAACCAAGAUAUUUGGAAUCAAAGCCAACGAAAGAACACGAAAAGAGAUCGGUUGGUGGCAAGAAGCUCGCUCCCAAGAUAGUGUCAUCAAGUGAGUCCUCUCGUAACUCGAGUCCCAUCCAAGCGCGGCAGCUGCGGGCUAGCCGUGCCAAGUCUCGGCAGGCAGCAGAGUGCCGGGCGCAGGCGAUGUCGCAGGACAGCCUGGCCACAUCGUCGCGCCCGCGCACUGCCGAGCCCUCUACCGAUUCCUUGAGUGAGUCGCAAACAAGCAACAAGUAUGCUACCUAUACCAAGACGAAGCAUACUACCAAAGGAUCUAUUGAGUCUGUAAAUUCAUCAAAGUAUCCAAACGCAUCACAGAUGGCAAAUAAUAAAGGAAAGACAAAAAUUCCAGUGCUAUACCAGGUACCGAGGAAUAAUCAUGUAGAUAAGCAGGAACCACAGAAACGUUUCGCUCAGACAAGUAAGGUUGCAGCGACCGUAAGCACCGCCGCAGCGCAGAGCCGGGGAAGGACUGGCGAGCGGAAGGUACCUGGAUCCUUAAUGAAUGCGACUAAGUCGAGCUCCGCAAAAGUGGUUCCAAAAAUAGUGAAGGAGUCGACAAAGAGCGUCCCCAAGUGCAGCAAGCGCGCGACGGGCCAUGCGGUGAACGCCGGGCGGCACGCCGACCAGCCGGAGAUCCCCGUCAUGGAGCGCUCUGGCACUUUCCUGAAGGACGAACCCACCUUCGGCGACAAAACCACUAACAUUGACAUAGACCAGUGAACUAACUUAUUUAGAUGUAGACAGUAGUUUUCUUUUAUUUCACUUUCUAUAUAAAAUACACGAAUUCUUAUUGAGGAUGAAUGUAUUUUUGUAUUUACCCCCUCCGGUUGAUUGAGGGGAGGCCUGUGCCCAGCAGUGGGACGUAUAAACUGCCUAUAUAUAUAGGCAGUUUAUAUGUAUUUGUGUAUAUGUAGUUUUUUUAUGUAUUUCGAAAAUGAAAUAGUUUUGUUUUUCACGUUUCACAUAACUUAUAAAGUAAAUACAUUCACUCUCAGAAAGAACUCAUUAUAAUAUCUCGUAUGAAACUUUAUGAAUUAUUAGAAAUUAUUUAUGAGUACUUAUUGUUGUUGUCGUCCUAGCUUCGCAAAUUAAUUGUAUAAGGAA
Molecule: messenger RNA, 6353 nt
Organism: Pectinophora gossypiella (pink bollworm)
Lineage: Eukaryota; Metazoa; Arthropoda; Insecta; Lepidoptera; Gelechiidae
Exons: 10
Coding region: 309-5969 (1886 amino acids)
Molecular function (GO): protein binding
Source: RefSeq, a predicted model, not a curated record